GACCGCUGACGUGUUCUCCAAUUGGGAGGGAACACUCCUGUAUGAUUGUUAUCUAAGUCAUGUCUCCAAAAUGGUGGCAGAGUAAGACACUGUAGUUGGAGCUGUUCUGCUCGCCAGUUCCUUUUCUUUUUUUCCUCCUCUUUGCAGUGCAGAGCGAGCACCGGCCGGGUCCCGGAUCGACGGCAGCAGAGCGAGCACAGGCUGAGUCCCAAAAGUAAUGGCAGCAGAGUGCGUGGGCCAAGCCUCGAACCACGAUCACAGCAAGUGCCAACCAGGUCCUGAAGUGGCAGCAGAGGAAGUAAUGGACAGAAGCCAGAGCAUGGAGGCCUUUUGUUCUGAAGCCGGAGGGCACAGACUCAUGUUGGAAAAGGAAAAAUUCAAGUACAGAGAAUUUCUCAAAGCAGAGCAUGAAUAACACCAGCACCCAGAGAAACAGCUCAUGUGAGAACGAUGACAUCUUCAAAACUGACAUCUACCUUCCAACAUAUACUAUCGUGUUUAUUUUUGGAUUUAUUGAAAAUGUCUUCUGUUUAUACAUAUUCCUGAAGUUGUACAAGAGGAAGACUGCAAUCAGCAUCGUCACAGUGAACCUGGCAAUAUCGGAUCUGCUCUUUGUCUGCACUUUGCCCUGGCGGGUUCACUAUUAUUUGAAUGGUAGCAAGUGGAACCUCUCAGAUUUUUUAUGCGCAUUCAUGUCAUAUGCUCUAUACCUCAACAUGUACUGUAGCAUCUAUUUUCUGACUCUCAUGAGCAUAUUGCGCUACUUUGCUAUAGUGCAUCCACUGAAAGCUUUAAUGUUUAGAAGUGUUAAAUCUGUUCAAAUCAUAUGUGUUACAAUAUGGGUAUUUGUGAGUAUCACAGCAAGUCCUUUCCUAGUACGUGGCAGUUACGUCAAUGAAAAUAACGAAACAAAAUGCUUUUACCUCAAAGAUGGGGUUGACUGUAUAGUAUUUACAAUGAAUUUACUUGCCCUGGUUGUGGGUUGUAUUAUUCCCUUUUUUAUUAUCAUAAUCUGUUACACAUUAGUUGUUAAAGCCUUGCUAGUCUCUAAAUCAAAACAUCACAAAAAAAUGAGCUCCCUCAGAAAAGCUAUUGCCAUGAUUAUUAUUGUAAUAGUUAUAUUUCUAACCAGUUUUCUGCCCUAUCACAUUCUCCGAACUGCCCACAUUGCCAUCAGCUUGAACAUGGGACAUACUUCCCAAGCCAGUUGUUUUGUUCAGAAAUGUGUUGUCGUUACACUGUGUGGUGCAGCAAUCAAUUCCUGUUUAGAUCCUCUUUUGUAUUACUUUGCAGCAGAGACCUUCAGGGACAAGAUAAGAACAACAAUCAAUAAUGCAUUCAGAUGCGUGAUGCAUAAUAGCUGAAUCUAUACUGCUAUUCAUUUGCAUGCCUAAUUAGAGUCAUAGAGUUGUAGGGCAGGGAAAUAGGCCCUUGCGUCCAACGCAUCCUUGCUGAGCAGAAAUCCUAAAUGAGUCCAGUCCCAGUGCCUGCACGUGGCCCACAUCCCUCUAAUCCAUUCCUAUUCUUAUACACCCUGUUUGGAAAAAGUUGCCCACAGGGUUCCCUUUAAAUCUUUCCCCUCUCACCUUAAACCUAUGCUCUCUUGUUUUGGACUCCCCCACCUUAGGAAAAAGAC
Molecule: messenger RNA, 1636 nt
Organism: Chiloscyllium plagiosum (whitespotted bambooshark)
Lineage: Eukaryota; Metazoa; Chordata; Chondrichthyes; Orectolobiformes; Hemiscylliidae
Source: RefSeq, a predicted model, not a curated record